AACGCAACUCUCAUGCAACUGAGAAGCCUUGCAGUUAUAAAUCUGUUUAGGGUGCGGAGUUUCGACUUAAGAACUUAAAGUGUGGUCACUCGUCUCCAAAGCUGUGUGCGAGCUAGCAUGUAUACCGGUCUGCUUAUCGCAGGAGGAGUUGUAGCGAUUUAUUUAAUCGUGUACAAUACUUUGAUUAAACUACGAAGGUGUAAGAGCUCGGCUACAUUGCACGGGAAGACUGCGAUCGUAACUGGGGCCAACACAGGCAUUGGGAAGACCACAGCCCUGGACUUGGCCAAAAGAGGGGCGAGGGUCAUCCUGGCCUGCCGAAAUCAGCAGAAAGCAGAAGCUGCUGUCCGUGACAUUAAGAGGGAAAGUGGGAAUGAUGAGGUGGUGUACAUGAAUCUGGACCUGGGGAGCCUGCAGUCUGUGCGCUCCUUCACUGAGACCUUCCUAAAGACAGAACCAAGACUGGACCUGCUCAUCAACAAUGCAGGUAUCUUCCUGCAAGGAAAGACAGAGGAUGGCUUUGGUAUGAUCUUUGGUGUCAAUCACCUUGGUCACUUCCUGUUAACUCUUUUGCUGUUGGAGCGUCUGAAGGAGUCUGGCUCAAGCAGAGUGGUAAAUGUGUCCUCCAGUGUUCACAUUUAUGGAGCCAUUGAUUUCAACUGCCUGAGCACCCACAAAGAGCUUGGUGUGGGAGACACUGCCUUUCAGGCCUUUCAGUUGUACUGCCACAGCAAGCUGUGCAAUGUGCUCUUUACUCAUGAGUUGGCCAAGAGACUGCAAGCAACCAGUGUCACCUGCUACAGCCUGCAUCCAGGAGGGGUCAGAACGGGUAUAACUCGUUACACUAGUGUAUGGUGGCAGAUCCUCCUCAUUCCAGGAGCCAUGCUGUUCUGCGUAGAUGCAGAUUCUGGAGCCCAGACCACUCUGCACUGUGCCCUCCAGGAGGGCAUUGAGCCGCUGAGUGGGUGUUACUUCUCCGACUGUGCCGUGGUGGAUCUUCUCCCCAAGGCCAAGGAUGAUGCAGUGGCCAGAAAGCUGUGGGAAGUGAGUGAGAGGCUGAGCGGCCUGUGUUGAGAGUGCCUUUCUGCACUCCUGAAAAACAAGGAUUGGAAAAUGCAUUUUCUACCCAAGAGUGCUUCAUGAGUUUGGCAAGAUUUUAUGUCAGGGGUCUACAACCACCCUGGUCACAGUUGCAGAGUGUUCUGGUUUUUGCUGGCCCACACAAACUGCUGUUUUUCGGAGCUGUUUGUAAAACGAUUUCCCACGUGACAUGCAUAAUUAUCAGAUGACAGUGCCAAAUAUUAACACAGAGCUGUCCACAGGACGUGGAGGGGGAGGGGAAUUGGUCGAGUUUGGGACAAUUCAAAAAACCAAUGUGCCUGCUCUUUGUGAAUGUUUUUUUGGCAUUUUAGAUACAAAAACCAGGAGGAGAAUGCAGUGUGCAUUAAUGUUCUGCAGUGGGUUGGUAGCAUUUUCUCCUGGAUUAGUGAAGUAUCAUUUGUUUGUGCUGUUUCUAAUUAAGUUUAAUUGUCAUUAUAGUUUUCUGCUGUUUAUUUGUUUGUUUGUUUGUUAGUUAGUGCAAGUGGUGUUUAUUUAGAUUACAGUGAAACUGGGUUGUGUGUUUGUUUCUCUCAGGUGAGCUAGGCUAUUAAGUUUGGCUAUUGUUUUCACUGGUUGGCAGGCCACAGCUUUUGUUGUAAGAGGAGCCAAUAGUUUGCACCCUGCUCAGGGUAUAAUUACUGGCACAGCUGAACUCACUUCAGUGUGCAUUAGUGUUCUGCAGUGGGUUGGUAGCAUUUUCUCCUGGAUUAGUUAAGUAUCAUUUGUUUGUGCUCUUUCUAAUUAAGUUUAGUUGUUAUUAUAGUGUUCUGCUGUUUAUCUGUUUGUUUGUUAGUUAGUGCAAGUGGUGUUUAUUUAGAUUUCAUUUCAUAUGUAUUUUCCUAGUUAUGGAUGUGAUGCUUUGACUUGUGGAAGAACCUAUGCAUUUGUAAAUCGCUUUGGAUUAAAAGCGUCUGCCAAAUGACUAAAAUGUAAAUGUAAAAAAAUGUGUGGGCCUUUAAUAGGCCAUUAAUCGAGUUGAUUGCACUAUUCGCUUAUCUUACCUAGUUUUCUGGGGCUUGAUAUUUUGCUGAUGGUAAAAACAAAACAUGCAGACCCCAUGGGCAUCCAGGACCAGGGUUGCAGGCCCCUGCCUAAGCAGAAUAUGUUUAAAAAAAAAAGAAAAAAAAUUGUGUAAUUGUGAUUAACAUGCUAAACGCACAUUGUCUUACCAAAUUAAAAUGUACAUGGAAAUUAGGCUGUUGCUAUACCUAGGUAAGACUGUAUUUGUCCUAUUUGGUUCCUAGAAUAGGUUAGGCAAGGAGACCGAACUUGCCAUAACAACUGGAUGGCUAUCUGUUACAUCUAAACCCUCUGUUAAGUAUCUAUGUAUCCGAAUUUGGCUUCCUCCAUGGUCCGCUCCGUCUUUGACUGGGCACAACUAUAGUAUACAUUGAAUCACUGGCAUAGUUUGGCCUUACUCAUCACCAUAGUAACUCCUAUAUAUUGACUCCUACCCAUUUAGCCCCCACCCCUACCCAUUGUUUGCCAGCUGAUAUCAUUUUUGGAAAUAUCAUUUAAAAGGCAAUUAGGCUAUGUUCAAUAAAGUGUAACAUGCAUCCAUUGUAAUGUACAAUGUUAUUCUUUGCAUGAAACACUCAACACAAUGUUAAUAAAAUGUGGUAUUUUAUUAACAUUAUUAGCGAACUACAACUGUAGAAUUAUUAGUGUACAUAUUGCUAAACAGAUUGAGAUGUGAGUCGGAGCAACAGCUGAUUUCAGCUUGCAGUCGUAACAGUGGUGGUGGAGUGAGCUGACAUCAUCGAUAAGGUACAGCUGAGAGUGGUACAGACCAACCUUACGAAAGUAUCACUUACAGAAGGCAUACUUAGCUAAGAAAGUUUUGGGAAACACCCUGAAACGUUAAGGUACAGCUUAAGUUAUAAUUUAAAAACAACGUCCUUAAGAAAGCUUCAGGAAACACAGCCCAGAGUAGUACUGGGCCUUGACCAUAGAAGCCAUGUGGGGAGGGCUCAUUUAUACAGCUUCAGUGGAUUAGUCAAUUAGUAUGUGUAUUUUUAUUUUAAAUGUUAUUAUUCAUAAUUUGUCUAAUAUCAUUUCCAAUGCACAUAACACACUCACUCACUGAUGUACUGUAAGUUUAUUUAAAGUCCACCUUUAAUGCUUAAAUCAUCAAACACCUGUUUCCACUUUUUCAUUUUAUUCCUGA
Conger conger (European conger) is the source of this 3268-nucleotide messenger RNA. RefSeq names its product dehydrogenase/reductase SDR family member 13-like. Bases 118 to 1074 code for a protein of 318 amino acids. The record is from RefSeq and is a predicted model, not a curated record. The transcript has 5 exons. Lineage: Eukaryota; Metazoa; Chordata; Actinopteri; Anguilliformes; Congridae.